AUGCACAUCAAGCAAGUGAUCAUUCGCGGGUUCAAGACCUACAAGGAGCAGACUUCUCUGGACGAGGACUUCUCGCCCGGCACCAACAUCGUGGUGGGCUUUAACGGGUCCGGGAAGUCGAAUUUCUUCCAGGCCAUCUUGUUUGUUCUCUCCGACCAGUUCAGCUCUUUGCGCGCUGAGACACGCAAGGCUCUUCUCCACGAGGGGGCAGGACAGGCGGUGCUCACCGCCUACGUAGAGGUCAUCCUUGACAAUUCGGACCGCCGGAUCCCUGUGGAGGGCGACCAGGUCUCCAUUCGCCGCCUCAUUGGCGUGAAGAAGGACGAUUGGCUCCUGGACGGCAAGCACGCCACGAAGGCAGAGAUCUUCGGCCUGCUCGAAGGUGCUGGCUUUGCGAAGACGAGCCCGUACUACAUAGUGCAGCAGGGAAAGGUCAGCGAGUUGACACUGAUGACCGAUGUGCAGCGGCUGGGGCUUCUGAAGGAUGUCUCUGGAGCAGGGGUCUACGACGAGCGGCGCUCGGAAUCGGUCCGCAUCAUGGAAGACACCGAGAUGCGACGGUCCCGGACGCAGGGCCUCGUCGGGGAGAUCCAGGAGAAGCUCUCCGCCCUCGAGGGCGAGCAGCGCGAGCUCCAGGAGUGCGAGCGCCUGGAGGCCCGCAAGCGGACGCUCGAGUACGUGCUCGCAGACCGGGAGUGGCGGGCGGCGCAGGGGCCCUUGAUGCUGGGCCAGCUUGCCCAGGCCGCCGUGCUGGGGGUGGCCAACCUGGGCGGCGCGUGGUUGGGGAAGUGCCAGCCGCCACCGUGCCCAGCCUCGCCGGCCUGCCCGCCGGCGGGCGCUUGCACGUGCCCGCCAGCGCCGGCGGUCACGUGCCCGCAGGUGAGCGUCACCUGCCCGGCGGUGCCGGCCGUGGAGGCCCGCGCCUGCCCCGAGGCGCCCGCGGCGCCAGCGUGCCCGCCUCCGCCCGCGUGCCCACCGAGCACGUGCCCGGCGGAGGCCGCCGAGGCGCUGGGCCGGCAAGACUGCUGGCCGGAGACGCGAGUGGCGCUGAGCUUCGCGUGCGGGCUCGGCGGCGUGGCGGUGCUGGUCGGCUUCGUCCUGGGUACGUGCUGCGCGAGCUGUCUGGUGAACUACGGGGCCGCGGAGUGGCACUGGAGAAUAGUGCUCGCCGGACUGGUGUCCUCGGACUCCCGGGCCCUCAUCCUGACGCCGGAUGGUGACAUGUACAUUGAGGACUUCAAUGACGCCGUCGCCGUGCGUUGGUUGGGCCCGAACAACGAGGUGCCAGAGGGCGUGCCGCGGAACCUGAUCUAUCACUUCGGUCAGUUCCCGUCGGCGGCGACGCUGCGCAGACUGAUGCAGGAGGGUGCCUACACCGCUGGGCUGGAGGAUCAGCGCCGCGGGUACGGCAUCGCCGUGUGGGGAGCUGGAGGUGCCGCUGGCGCCGCGGGCGGCGCGGCCGCCGGACCGGCCGUGGCCCAGGCGGGUGGGGCUGGCCGCGUGGCGGCAGGAGCGCCCGCCUACGUGCCGGCCCAGCCUCCCGCGCCGGGGGCGCCGGGCGAGGGCGAGGACGACGGGCCGGGCCCGGCGGCGCUCCAGGGCCUCAUGGGGGUCGGCCGCGACUUCCGGCCGCCAGCGCGGCCGACGGUGCAGCCGGUGACGGUCCACACAGUGCGCUGGGUGGCGGCUGAGAGCGUUGAGUUCCCUGGAGGCAGCGUGGGCCGAGGAGAUGACGUGGCGUUCAACGGCUCGGAGAUGGUGUCGGGCCGAAAGGGGGUGAUCGUGCUGAUGGGGGUGUCCGUGCUGAUGGAGGACAUCGGCGACGCGGAUGUGGAGGCCUACAGGUCGAAGGAGGCCCACCACGACGCGAGGUUGCUGAAGUUGCAGAGGGACUCCCGAGGCGACCGACAUCGUCCCUGGCGUGACGUGGCCCGUGAUGUGAGCGCAGUGAAGCAGACGGACUGGCCCGUGCCGGGCCCACAGACGGCAGAGUGGUGCACUAAGUUCCUCGACCGACGGAGUGAGGGGCCCGUGGGCUGGGAUCGGCGCUGGCGGGCCGACAACAGGCUGUCCAUGGACCAGUGGGGGGUGUCCGAGCACGAGACGCUGGCGAAGAUCCUCGAGCGCUUGGGGACCCACGACCAGUGCGACGUUGUGAACCUAGCGGCGGCGGAGGACAUCGUGCGGCGGAUGCAGCUCAUCGAGUACUUCUACUACGAGGUCCAUCGGCAGUCGGACUCCGGCAAGCAGCAGGACAAGAAGGGCGGCAAGGGUGCGCGCCUCGAGGAGAUGGCUGUCUUCUCGGGGAAGCAUCGUGAGUACGGCGAGGUGAUGGUGGCGCCCGAGCUGCUGACCUACGUCGCCUCCGAGCUGGAGCGGGACUCUGGCAUCAUGAAGCAGAUGAGGAAAGCCCGCGAGGAGCGCAGCUUGGGGAUGAUCCAGGCUGCGGUAGCUGAGCUCGGACGGCCGCCCGCCGACCUGACUCGCCAGGGAGCCCUCGCGGAGCUCCUGGCCAAGCGCAGCUACACCGGCGAGAAGGCGGCGGCGCGGGUGGCCGAGUCGGCCUUGAAGCGCCCAUACUACGAUCCUUCGCUGCAGGGGAGGCCGCGCCGGUAUGCGCGACUCCUUGCGGCCCUCGACGGCGCAGGAAUGCUCGAGUGGAGGCGGCAUGGAUCGCCCCGGGUAGGCCUGUUUACUGUUUGGAAAAAGAACGGCAACCAAAGAUUGAUUGUGGACGCGCGUUUAUCCAACUUGUGUUUCGCCUCUCCUGAUCCGGUCGACCUGGCCACUGGCGGAUCGUUCGCGCCCCUCGAGGUUGACCCGGGGCCCCCAGUGUGCCUCGCCCAGGUCGACAUCCAGGAUGCCUUUUACCACCUCCUCCUCCCUCCUGAGCUCGUCCCCUUAUUCUGUCUCCGCCCUGUCACGGCCGGACUCGCUGGAGUCUCUGAGCUCGACGGCGCCGCUGUCUCUCCGACCCAGCUCGUGUACCCCCACCUGCGCGUUGUGCCGAUGGGUUGGAACCAUGCUCUGUGGUGGUGCCAGCGAAUUCACGAAUGUCAUGCCUUUCGGCAGCCCGGCGUGUUCCUCUCAAACAAGCUCUCGGAUAAGAAGCCCGGGGUGCGCCUGGGCCGCUCGGGGUUUGCUCACACGGAAUACGUGGACAACUUCGCGGCCAUCGGGCGUCAGGCCAGUGAGGUCGAUGCCGUGGCCGAUUCCGUUCUAGACGCCCUGACCACCGCGGGGCUCUGCAUGCAUCCUCGUGAGAGCUCGGUUGGCGGGUCCGUCUUGGGUUGGGAGUUUAGUGACGAGUGCCCUCAGGAGCUGAACUUAGCCGCGGCGGCCGGUCUGGACGACCUGGAUCGUGUCGGGACGGCUCGGCACCUGGAAGCCCUCGGCGAGGCGGAUCGGAGUGGGGCCGUCGCGGAGAUCGGGCCCGAAAUCCUUGAGGGAUCCUGGGCCACCAUUUCGGCCGGCCGCUGGAUGCGACGGGAGGCGAUGCCCAUCUUGGAAGGGCGCGCUCUGGUCUGGGGGGUCCGACAUGCGAGCCGGGGUUUAAGCGAGUUUGGCAAGCGGAUUUUGUUUCUGACCGACGGGAUGUCCGAGGUCCUGGCCCUUGAGAAGGGCCGAUCGUCGAGCGUGGCCUUAAUGAGAGUGUCCCGGGCGAAGGCAUCGGCGAGACUCGCCAAGCCUCGGCCCGAGGUGCUGGCCACGAGGGGGGAGCGGGCCGCUGUCCGGCGAGCGAAGUUCCCAGAGGACAAGCGCGUGACAGAUGGCGAGGGCCUCUCGCUGCUCGAGAGGGAGAGCGUGGGCGACCACAACCAGCGGGUCUACCAGUCGGUGCUCGUGGAGUUCAGGGUGUUCUCCAAGACCCUGGGCCUGCGCCUCAAGGCCGCUCAGGACUACGACGAGGCAGCCGUGGAGUGGGCCCACCACGCGUUCUUCGACGGCGGCGACGCCCAGGAGGGGACAAGGCUCAAGGCGGUGCUGCUGUACUACUACCCGCGGCUCCUGUCCGUCGCCGGACUGCCCCGGUUCAGCCGAGCGCUGAAGGGGUGGAGGCGACUGGUGCCGCCUCGGAGCCGGCUGCCGCUGCCAUGGGAGGUCGCCUGCGCGGUGGCAAACAAGCUCGUGGCGAACCAGGACCUGCACGCUGCCCGCCUCAUCAUCGUGAUGUUCGUGUUCUACCUGCGUCCCGUGGAGCUGAUGUCGCUGACCGGGCGGCAAGUGGUGCCGCCGGCGCGGGCGGCAGGUCACGAUGCGUGGUCGCUCGUGCUGUUCCCCAUGGAGGAGGAGACGCCCAGCAAGACCGGCGCUUUCAACGAGAGCGUGCUGGGCGACCUGCCGUUCUACCGCUUCAUCGGCGACGUGCUGAAGCUGCUCAAGGCCGGCGUCGACGACAAGGGUCUCGUGGCCCAGGUGCGGCACGUGCAGCUGGCACAGGCGUUCCGCACGGCGGGCCAGCAGCUGGGCCUCGAGGGCCCACCAGGCCUGUACCAGCUGCGACACGGCGGAGCGUCCGCCGACCUGGCCAGCGGCCGCCGCGGCAUCGCGGAGGUGAAGGCCCGCGGCCGCUGGGCCAGCGACAGCUCGGUGACGAGGUACGGCAAGGGGGGCCGCAUCGCCGACCAGCUGGCCAAGCUGCCGCAGCCGUUCCUCGACCACGCCAUCGCCUGCGCCAAGAAGAUUGGCGACAUCCUCUGCGAGCGCUGCCGGCCUUUGCCGCCCGCGCGGGCGGGGCCGUAG
Prorocentrum cordatum is the source of this 4743-nucleotide messenger RNA. Lineage: Eukaryota; Dinophyceae; Prorocentrales; Prorocentraceae. The record is from the annotation of a GenBank genome assembly.